Messenger RNA from Beauveria bassiana ARSEF 2860, 966 nucleotides. RefSeq lists its product as uncharacterized. Bases 1 to 966 code for a protein of 321 amino acids. The record is from RefSeq and is a predicted model, not a curated record. The transcript has 2 exons. Lineage: Eukaryota; Fungi; Ascomycota; Sordariomycetes; Hypocreales; Cordycipitaceae.
AUGAAGUUCCUUGUGGCAGUUUCGCUCUAUGCUGGCCUCGUCGCUUGCGCAACACAGGCCGAGGACUUCUUGGCCCAGCAUCCCGACAUUCAGGUGGGCCGAGAGGCGCUCGAAAAGGCCGAGGCCAGCCACGGCGCGGACACGUUUGGCUUGGUCAACAAGCCGGUGGACAACAUUGUGCUGUACCAGGAGUUUGACGCCAACACCAAGGAGCGCAUCUCGGCCGUGGCACUCGUCGACGACCAAAAGGCCGAGGAGUACUACAAGACGUACAACAGGGACGGCGAUGCCAAGGGCGAGGUGAUGAAGCGUUGGGAGGAGCCCGGCCUGGCUCCUCGACAAUGUCGCCGGGCCGUCGGCGAGGCGGAGCCCCAGGGCCUCUUUGCGCGCGCCUCGCGCUGCGGCCAGUUUUGUGCCCGCAGCUACAGCUGCACCGCAGACGCACGAUGCCCUAGUUGCCGAUACGUGGGCGGUCGAUGCCGCCAUCAGCUGAGCUUGGCCUUUUUACUUCCAUACUCCCAAACUCAUCAAGAACAAGAAACCAGCAGUCCCAUGGCGCAACCUACCACCUCGACCGACAACGCCGAGGUUCAGGCGUUCCUGACGAGGCAUCCCGAGAUACUCGUCGGCCGCGAGGCGCAUGAGAAAAGCGAAGAGGAAGCGGGCGGCGACACCUUUUCCGUCGUCAACAAGCCGUUUGACAAUGUCGUCAUGUAUCAAACCUUCAACGCCGACACUCUGGAGCGCGUGUGUGUUGCGGUCUUGAUUGACGACCAAAAGGCACUCGACUACUACAAGAAGCAGAAUCGGGACGACGACGACGACGAGCCGGAUACCAAGAGCUGCCCAGGCUGCGGCGCUGGGUCCAGCCGGGCGGCCGUCGAAGGGCCGGAGCGUUUUUUGAUUGAGCGCAUGGUCAAGUGUACGUGCCGCAGAGCACCGGCAGGACGGAUGUGGCCGGCAUAG